Messenger RNA from Chiloscyllium plagiosum (whitespotted bambooshark), 1267 nucleotides. The record is from RefSeq and is a predicted model, not a curated record. NCBI's taxonomy places the organism in Eukaryota, Metazoa, Chordata, Chondrichthyes, Orectolobiformes, Hemiscylliidae.
AUGUUAAAAAAAAAGUACACAAGAACACAAGAGUUGGAGGAGGAGGAGGAGGAUUCAACCAUAACCAUGGUGCCUACAACUGAGCACCAGUUUGGAGGGUGGCCAAGGUUUUGGAGAGAGUGCAAAGCUGAUUUACUAAAUUUAAUCAAUCAUUCCUUGCAAUGUGGGAAGCCCGACCUGCUGAAGAAUGUCAGAGAAAAGAACCGAGUGCUCCAAGACCAGAAUAAUAUCCUGCAGCUGAAGUUGGAAUUGGUGAUGGACAUGUUGACUGAAAGUACCGCUGGCCUUCUACUGAUGGAAGAGGAGGAGGAAGAGACAGAGGGAAAGGAAAAGGAGAAGAAGGAGGAGGAGGAAGAGGAGGAGGAGGCAGAAGAAGAGCUUGAAGAACUGGAGAUGAAAACAUGUCCAAAGAAACUUCCAAAACCGAUAAGUGCUUAUGAUUUGGAAUCAAGCGACUAUGAAUAUGAUGAGGAGCUGUUGACAUCCCAAUGGAGGAACAGAUACUCCAUGCCUACUCUUUCAUUUGAUGAUGAAAGUGAGUAUUCAGAGGAAGUGGUUUACACCAAGAGGCCUCAAGACAAACCCAAAGUUUGCCCGAUGAAGCGUGCAGCUCGGGCGAAAGCGAGAUCACGUGCAAACAUCCGCCAGAGUUCAGGGGCCAGGAGCUUGUUACCACCCAAGACCAGGUCCUCCUCAAAGGUUUGCAAACUUGAGCUGGAACCAGAACCAAAGCCCAAGACUUGUCCGAGACGCAAACCUAAACCCAAACCCAAAUCCGUGAGGCAAACAGAUGGAGUUUGCCCCAUGAAAAAGGGGUCAAAGAUCUGAGUGCCUCUUCCUUUCGCGAUGAAUGAUCAGUGUGGAGCAUCUGCUGGUGACAAUUCCUUUAAAAUGUUGAUGAUUUGCUGGUGACAGAAUAAAGAUAUGACAAUACUGAUUGUUGUUUUCUGGUUUUACCCAAAAAAGGCCAAUUUUGGAGGAUGUUAAAAUCACACAGGUGACCAGAUCAAAUUGAUCUGUUCAUUGGUGUCAUCUUCUUCUCAGAGAGUUAUGGGACAGGAUAUAGAUCUCCACCUCUUUCCGGUGCUGCUCUCAAACACUCCCCAUCAGUUAACUGAAACUGUAUCCACCAUUCUAUUUAUCACCUACAUUUGUCAUCGAUUCUCCUCCCAUGCCUGUUACUGUUACUGUCUACCAUAUACUCAAAUGGUGUAACUCAAGUAUGUAUCUUUCGCUUUUUGAUGCUAUGCAAUAAUUUCCAUUUGGU